This is a messenger RNA of Epinephelus fuscoguttatus (brown-marbled grouper), 749 nucleotides long. It is a transcript of the gene dnajc24, whose product is annotated as DnaJ (Hsp40) homolog, subfamily C, member 24. Bases 100 to 627 code for a protein of 175 amino acids. Gene Ontology annotation, molecular function: ferrous iron binding; ATPase activator activity. The record is from RefSeq and is a predicted model, not a curated record. The transcript has 5 exons. Gene Ontology annotation, biological process: positive regulation of ATP-dependent activity. NCBI's taxonomy places the organism in Eukaryota, Metazoa, Chordata, Actinopteri, Perciformes, Serranidae.
AGGCAGCAGGCGGAACAGAAACAACACUGCAUUGUUCAGGGGGAACCAUAACAUCGUCGGACACUGUGUGGUCUCUGAGCUGACAGCGUUUUUGAAGGGAUGUGUGAAGCAGCAGAGAAGAACCUGUAUGCUGUCUUGGGAGCCAGCCCCUCAGACUCAGUCCAGCAGCUCAGACACAGGUACCAGCAGCUGGCCUUACAGUACCAUCCAGAUCGUCUCAGAGGUGAGUGUCCUUCAGAGGCAGAGUCUGCUGUGAAGAAGUUUCUAGAAGUUGAUGAAGCUUGGAAGAUCCUUAGUGACCAGAACACCAGGAGACAGUAUGACCUGCAGAGGAGAGCACUGGAACUGAAACAGGAUUGGCCUGUGGAUUCUACAGUCUAUCUGGACGACAUGACCUGGGAUCCAGAUGAGUGUGUGUAUACAUACAGCUGUCGCUGUGGAGGAGGAUUCAAUGUCUCUGAGGAAGAGGUGGAGGAGGAGACACAGAGGAGGCAGCUGGAUAAUGAAGAGGAGGACACAAAGGAUGAAGAGCACAGAGGAGUAGUUGUUUGCUGUGAUACAUGUUCCCUCAGUGUGUAUGUCACAUGGUCAUUACGUAGAAAGACUCAAAUCUUAAAAUGCCAAUAAUAAUCCUUGUUUGGAAACCUGCCGAGCCUGGCUACCUCACAAUUGUGUCAACAUUACCCUCUAUGGAAGAGGACACCAAAUCAUCAAUGUGUUGGUCAGUCGAAGUAAAAAGUGGAAGAGUU